Messenger RNA from Entamoeba invadens IP1, 5802 nucleotides. RefSeq names its product protein serine/threonine kinase, putative. Gene Ontology annotation, molecular function: ATP binding; protein kinase activity. Bases 1 to 5802 code for a protein of 1933 amino acids. NCBI's taxonomy places the organism in Eukaryota, Evosea, Mastigamoebida, Endamoebidae. Gene Ontology annotation, biological process: protein phosphorylation. The record is from RefSeq and is a predicted model, not a curated record. The transcript has 2 exons.
AUGACAUCCGGUGAAUACAAAUGUCAGGAUUGCGACACGUCGUGUGGUGGGAUGUGCAAUGGAGUGACUGGUGUUUGCACUGGAUGUAUAACUAAUCAUGUUCCAACAUUAGUACCAACCCAAUACUGUAUUCAAUGCUCAGUUUUCGAUGUCAAUUGCAUGACUUGCAGCACCGGGAAACGGGAGUGUACAACAUGUCGAACACAAGGAAUGUACCCCGAUGAAACAAAUAAAACAUGUACAUCAUGCAGUUCAACAUGUGACGGGUAUUGUAGCCAAACGACAGGGUAUUGCGAGAAGUGUAUGAAUAACUAUGUAUUUACACAACCCCCGGGAAAAUUGUGUGUGCCUUGCAAAACAUUUGAUACAAACUGCAAUUUGUGUUCGUCUGAUUACACACGAAAGUGUAUCAUGUGUGGGAAUGGAUAUUACCCCAACGAGAGUGGAACAUGUGUAUCAUGUACGACAAACAACUGUGCUCAGUGUGACUCAGCAUCAGGUAUAUGUUCUGUGUGUGAAACAAACUAUGUUUUUACCAAUCCACCCAGUAAAACGUGUAUUCGGUGCAAAGCCUUUGACAUUCAUUGUAACAUGUGUUCAUCUUCGUUUGAUCAAAGAUGUAUUCAGUGUGACGUUAAUUACUACCCUGAUACAAAUGGCAUAUGUAAAAGUUGUGACCAAACAUGUGGUGGACGUUGCAACACAUUAAAUGGAAUAUGCACAUCAUGUUUAACACAAUAUGUUUACACCGAACCAAAAUCAAUCCUUUGUGUAAAUUGUAGUUCCUUCGAUUCAAGUUGUUUGAGUUGUUUAAACUCUCCUGAAAGAAUCUGUUCAAUAUGUACAACAGGCAAAUAUGUCCUUUCCAAUGGAAGGUGUGGAAAUUGUGAUUUAACGUGUGGUGGAAAAUGUGAUCAACACAAUGGGAUGUGUACGGGGUGUGAGAAUAAUUAUGUUAUGUAUUCAACAAGCAGUUUAACAUGUCAAAGUUGUUCUGCUUUCGACGCAAAUUGUAGUGCUUGUGCGACAGACUAUUCUCGAAAAUGUAUAAAAUGCAACGCAGGGUUUUACAUUGUAAAUGGUCUUUGUCAAAAAUGUGACAGUACAUGUAAUAACCGAUGUGAUACAAACAGUGGGUAUUGUACUGGAUGUAUUCAGAAUUUUAUUAAAUCUGAAACUAACCCCAAACAAUGUGUUGAAUGCAAAACACUUGAUAACAAUUGUGACAUUUGUGAGUCAUCUGGUGAGAGAAAGUGCAACACUUGUACAAAUUACACAUACGUCGAUACAACAACAUUUAAAUGUGUGCCGUGUCCAACUGAAUGUAAAAACUGUAAUGGACAAAAUGGGAUAUGUACAAGUUGUGCAAACAAUUAUGUUAUGAAAUUAAAUGAUCCGUCAAAGUGUGAAGAGUGUCAUAUAUUUGAUAUCAAUUGUGCCGUGUGUGCGUCUGAUGCUUCACGUAAAUGUGUGACAUGUAACAAUAAUUAUUACCCAAACACUCAAACAUUUAAAUGUCAACUCUGCGAUGAGACUUGUAAUAAUCAAUGUAAUCCAAUGAAUGGGUAUUGCACUUCAUGUUCUAACAAUCAUGUAUUUUAUCCCAACAAAGACCAAUUGCAAUGUCAGAGUUGUUCUGUUUUUGAUCCACAUUGUAAGAUUUGUGCAACAGACUUUUCAAGAAAAUGUGUCGAGUGUAUGAAUGGGUAUUACCCCAAUUUAAGUGGACAGUGUGUGUUGUGUGAUUCAUCGUGUACAGAUAGAUGCAGUACUACUACUGGUAUUUGUACAUCCUGUGUCUCUGGUUAUGUAUUGUACGAAACAAGCAACAUUAAAUGCCAAAACUGCACCGAUUUUGACUCAAACUGUUUAACAUGUUCUUUAACUUCACAGAGAAAAUGUGAUGUUUGUAAAUCAAAUUUUUUCCCAAAGACAAUUGGUGAUUAUCGAUGUCAGAGUUGUGAUAUUUCAUGUGGUGGUAAAUGUGAUGGAGAGACUGGUUAUUGCACUGGUUGCUUAAAUAAUUACGUUUUUUCCUCAUCAAACAAAUCAAUUUGUGAAAAGUGUGACUCUUUCGACAUAAAUUGUGCUACUUGCAACAUCAACAACCAAAGAGAAUGUACGUCAUGUAAUUCGUAUUCAUAUUAUCCCGAUCCGCACUUGAAAACGUGUCGUUUGUGUGACACAAGUUGUACUGGUAAUUGUGGAAAUACUGAUGGGUAUUGUAGGGGAUGUAAUUUUAAUUAUGUAUUCACACAACCCCGAGGAAACACAUGUGUGUCUUGCAAAACGUUUGAUAUGAACUGCAAAAUAUGUUCGUCUGAUUUCACAAGGAAGUGUAGUGAGUGUGAGAAUGGGUAUUACCCAGAUGUGAACCAUAUCUGUGUUCCAUGCAAUACAAUCGAUACUAAUUGUAACACAUGUAAUUCUUCUUCAAAGUAUUGUUCCAGGUGUGCAGACCCAUAUUAUCUAAAUAACCUAAUUUGCCAAAGUUGUCCAGUAGGAACAUACAAAAACACGGAAACGUCUUGUGAGUUGUGUUACAAUGGGAUACCAAAUUGUCAAAUAUGUACCAUAACAUCAGUAAAUGUGCCAAUUUGCACAUCAUGUUUUGCACCAUAUUCGUUAAAUGUAAAUACAAGACGAUGUGAGUUGUGUGGAAAUUUUAAUUAUUUUAACAAUAUAACAAAAAGUUGUCUUAAAAACAUGAUAAACUGUACAACUGAAAUAAGUAUAGAGAAAUGCUUAAAGUGUUCAAGUGAUAACUUUUUGUUGAACGGAAAAUGCCAAAGCACUUCAAAAUGUCAGCGCCCAUCACAAUUAUCACUUGUGUCAUGCGACUGUUUCGACCAAAUUUCAAUCAAUUCUGAUUGUAAAGACAAUGCCGCUAAAUGUAAAUACCAGAAAGUGACAAAUAUAGGUUCAACGUGUUUGGUAUGUGAAGAUAAUAAUAUAAUGACAGACAGUGGCUGUAUCACAAUCACAAAUGGAGAGUAUAUCCGCAAUGAUAAGAGGUAUUCCUGUGGAGAAAAUAAACAUUUGACUACACAAAAUAUUUGCGAAAAAUGUGAUCAAUACACUUCAAUUUGUUCUCUAUACAACAAUACGGUUUACGCACUUUCGUGUAAACAAAAUUCGAUUUAUAAUGUUGAAAACAAAACUUGCUUACAGGAUGUUAUAUGUAACACCACACUCAAUGGGUUUUGUUCAAAAUGUAUUCAACCCAACACGGAAAUAUACAAAGGAAAAUGUCAACAAUGUACACAUGACAAUUGUGCACUUUGUGAAGGUGGUUUAUGCAAACGUUGUUCUGAAAAUUAUUUGAUGACUUCAUUAAACAAGUGUGUAUUAAAAAGUGAUGUGAGUUGUGUUCGAUCAAGUCAUUUUGGGUGUGUUCAAUGUAACAAUGGCUUUUAUCAAGUUGACAGUAAAAAUAUCGAAGGAAAAUACUCUUUUUGUCUUCCUCUUGUAUCCACAUCAAUACCAAAUUGUAAACAUGCAACGUUGCAAACAAGAAAAUGUGUGGAAUGUCUUGAUUCUUUUAAACAGAGAAAUGGAGUGUGUGCAGAGUUUUUUGAAGAAAAUUUGAUAUCAUCAAAAAUAGUAUUUCACAAUUCUGAAAAACAAAUGAAUUUGUUAUCAACAAAUCAAAACUUUACUGAACAAUUCGUAAAAAAUACAAACGAAACGAAUAUCAAUUACAAUUUAGAAGAUAAAAAGAUGACACAUAGAAAGAGUGUAAUUGAAACAAGUUGUCUGGAUAGAACAAAUAAAGGAUGUCAACGAUGUUCAUUUGGGUAUUAUCUAGAACAUACCAAUAUUAAUUGUGUGCAGUGUUCAUCAAAUUGUGAAAGUUGUUACAAUACAACAUAUUGUAUUUCUUGUAAAAAUGGGUAUUAUCUAUCUUCUUCAAAAACGUGUGAAAGUCUUGGAGAGUUGACUUCAAAGUGUUAUUUAACACUUCCAACAGGAGGGGGGUGUGCUAUUUGCAAUGAUGGGUUUUAUAAACAAGAAAAAGAUUGUACGACAUGUGAUGCAUCGUGUUCAACAUGUCUUGACAGUGUUUCGUGUUUAGUAUGCAAUGAGUCGUAUUACAAGAUUGUCAACAGUGAAACCAAGUUGUGUCUUCCUUUUGAUAAUUUGAUAAACUGUGAGAACAAAACCGCGAUAGGUUGUGUUAUGUGUUCAAAGGGGUAUUAUUUACAAAAUUAUAUGUGUCACUCAUGUUCUUCAAAUUGUUCUGAAUGUCAAAAUUAUGACUUUUGUGAGAAAUGUUCAUCUGAUGAAUUUGUUUUAAUCAACUCCCGGUGUACACACUAUUCAAAAAUCGAGUUUUGUAUGUCAGCUUCAAAUUCGAAGUGUAUUCAAUGCAGUGGUAGACAUGAACCAUCAACCGAUGGUGAUGAAUGUUUGGAUUCAGUUUACUUAGGAGUUGUCAUUGGAGUUCCACUUUCACUUGUAGUUGUGUUGAUAUUAAUAGUUUCCAUUAUCAUUGUCUUGAUCUACUUUUUAUUAAUGAAAAAGCAAGAAGAAGUGAAGAUGAGAAACAUUUGUGUAUUCCCAAUGAAACGUUCAAAUGUUGAAAUGAUUCAAUUAAACAAUGAAACGUGCGACUUGUGUUGCAAUAAAAAAGUGAUUAAAUUUGAUUUGGAAAACACCGAAGACACGCCUAUAGACGUUGAUGCCGAGACAAGAGACUUGAUAUGUAUUGGAAAUACGUCGAAACACGAUAUAAAAGUGCAAUUCAGUGUUAUAGAAGGGUGUGAUUAUUAUGAAAUAAGAAGUGUUCCACCUCUUGUUAAUUUAAAGCGAGGUGAAGCGUGUGAAUUUGAGAUAUAUAUCAAGCCGUUAUGUUCAUGCGUGAUCGAUGAAGAUAUUAUGGUCAUUGCACUCGACAUCCACACUUGUAAACAAACAAACGAAAAAAUCAAAGUCUCCGCCAAAACAAAGAAGUCAACAAAACUGAAUUACAGAGAAUUAGAAGAAACAAAGAAAAUAGGAGAAGGCAGUUUUGGUAUUGUUUACAAAGGACUUUUUAAAGAGAAAAUUGUUGCAAUUAAAAAAUUAAAAAAUGCGAACACGACAAAACAGGCACUCGAUGAAUUUGACAAGGAAGUUUCGAUGUUAGACAAAUUCAGAAACGACUUUGUUAUCCACUUCUAUGGAGCGUGUUACAUCCCAAGUCAUAUUUGUAUGGUUACGGAAUUUGCAGAACAUGGUAGUUUGGCUGAUAUGAUUUACAAAGAAAAAGAAAUUGACUUAAAAAUGAAAAUCAAAUUUAUGUUGGACUGUGGAAGAGGAGUGGCUUAUUUACAUGAGAAUGGGAUAUUACAUAGAGACAUCAAGCCGGAUAAUAUACUUGUGAUUACACUCGAAAAGAACAUCAAAGCUAAUGGCAAGUUGACUGACUUUGGAUCAUCAAGAAACAUCAACAUGUUGAUGACAAACAUGACUUUCACAAAAGGGGUUGGUACUCCAAAAUAUAUGGCUCAAGAAAUUUUGAAUAAACAACAUUACAAAAAAUCGGCGGAUGUUUUCUCUCUUGCAGUGACUUUUUAUGAGACACUUGUAUGGGGCGAAAUAUAUCCUUCAUCAAUGUUUAAACAUGCGUGGUCAAUAGCUGAUUUUGUAUCCGAAGGAAAAAGAAGACAAUGUCUGGAAAACAUGAACCAAGAUGCUUAUGAUAUCAUUAAUAAAAUGUGGGAUCCAAAACAGGAAAACAGACCUACAAUUAACACAAGUGUUGACUCAAUGCAACAAUUGUUUAACACUCACUUGCUAAUAGGUAUAAACUUUCUUUAA